Erigeron canadensis is the source of this 1781-nucleotide messenger RNA. RefSeq lists its product as uncharacterized. The record is from RefSeq and is a predicted model, not a curated record. The coding region runs from base 729 to 1610 and encodes 293 amino acids. The transcript has 8 exons. NCBI's taxonomy places the organism in Eukaryota, Viridiplantae, Streptophyta, Magnoliopsida, Asterales, Asteraceae.
AUUGGGUGGAAUGGUGACAAUUAUUAUUGGCAUCAAAUGCUUAUUGGGAAUCUCACUAUUACUCAAUUCCAAGAUCUACACAACCAACCCACGAAAUUAUUCACUCAUCCAUUGAAUCACCCAAAUGCAACUAUCUUUUUCCAUCUAUCUCAUUGGCCAAACCUCCUAUAUUCUAGACACAUAUAUAUAGAUAUAAAUAUUAUUCAAAUACAAAGAAAAAUGGGAUUUUUUUUCUUUCUUUUUUGGAUGAGUGAGUGUGUACUAAGCAAACAAAAAGCAAAAGUAAUCACUAAUCAUCAAUAGUAUUGUGUGUUUAGUGUAUGUUUUAGUGAAUGCUGAGCCAAAAAGGUAACAGAAGCAGCAUAUUAAACACAACUUUUUAUCACAGAAUAAUACCCUUCAAAUUUUACAUCAUUCUGGUAUCAUCUUUAUCAUUUUUUGCCCACAUUACCAUCUUUUUAUGAUGAAAUUUGCAAUCUUUAUUGCUAAAAUUUGUAGAUAAUAAUAGAAAGGUUGCAACUUUAUGUUGGGUAUGCUGUCAUUUCAAGGUUAGGGUUUGCUUUUUGAUUUGGGGAUUAUGAUUUCAAUAUCUUUUUGUAGUGUUUGAAUUGAUUUAGGGCUAUUUCAAUUGAAAUCUUGAUUUGAUUAUUAUGGGGUUUAGUUAUAGAUUAAGAAAUUUAGGGUUUUAAUCAUCCAGGUUAAUCAAGUUUGAUACUUUUUUAGAAAUAAUGGAUUCUGGGUUUCAUUAUGACCGAAACUCGAGCUCUGCGGUGAAUCGACAUGCGAUUUCGUUUCAGUCAAGUGGGAUGGAGAGUACUUCUGAGAUGAUCAUGAUGGGUGAUUAUUACCAAAUGAAUAGUACUGCAACUACAAAUACACCAAGAUUUAUAGGAAAUUCUAGCUUAGCAAAUAGUUAUUCAGGGUUUACACAGUCUGCGAAUUCUAAUGGUUCUGUUUUUGGGGAUUCGGGUCCGGGUUUAAAGCAUGAUGCAGGUUUGGCUGUUGAGUGGUCUGUUGAUGAACAACAUAAAUUGGAGGAAGGACUUUCCAAAUUUUCAGACGAGCCCACCAUCAUGAGGUAUAUCAAGAUUGCCGCCACAUUGCGUGACAAAACUGUUCGUGAUGUUGCCCUAAGGUGUAGAUGGAUGGCGAGAAAGCGAAGGAAACAUGAUGAACCACAUAAGGGGAAAAGGUUGAAAGAUAUGAAGGAUAAUUUGGUGGAAUCAUCCUCAAAGCCAAGUAUAUCAAAAGUUCCAGUAUUCAAUGUGGCUCCAUUUUCUGUCUCCAUGAAUAACCGGGUCCAAAUUGACGGUGUUACUUUUGAAGCAAUCAGUGGCUCUAUUAGACACUUAGUCGAACAAAACAACCAAGUUCUUGGUCAGAUAUCAGCUAAUAUUUCUUCAAUGAAACUGCAGGAUAAUAUCAACCUCUUCAGCCACACAAAGAAUAAUAUAGCUGCCAUUUUAAACAACAUGAGGUAUAUGCCCGGGCCGCCAUUGCCUGUAUCACUAAACGAGAAUCUUGCAAAUAGUAUCUUGCCCACUACAAGUCAGAAAAUGAUGUUUGAGGUAUCAAACCGUACGCAUAUGAAGCAAGAGCCAGGGUUUUGAUUUGGAGUUCUUCGAGUUUGGCUGCAAGUACAGAAUUAAACUGAUGUAAAUUCUAAUAGCUAUACCUGUGCAAAUCUGUAUUGAUUGCCUAUAUGAGUCCAAAUCCUAUUAUAACGAAAACUUGUAGAGAUCCCAUUUUUGAAAAGCUAAAAGCAUUUAGGUCACUGCUCA